Cloeon dipterum is the source of this 327-nucleotide messenger RNA. RefSeq names its product ribonuclease P/MRP protein subunit POP5-like. The transcript is spliced from 2 exons. Gene Ontology annotation, biological process: tRNA 5'-leader removal. The coding region runs from base 1 to 327 and encodes 108 amino acids. Gene Ontology annotation, cellular component: ribonuclease P complex. Gene Ontology annotation, molecular function: ribonuclease P RNA binding. Lineage: Eukaryota; Metazoa; Arthropoda; Insecta; Ephemeroptera; Baetidae. The record is from RefSeq and is a predicted model, not a curated record.
AUGACGAAAGUGGAGCUCCUGCAUGGAAAUUUUGGUGUGGCUGCUAUCCAGAAUGGUUUCCUUGCUAAAUAUUGCAGUGAAAGGACACAGAUAGCUUAUGUGAGGAUGCGCCACGGUCCUCACAAACUAGUGACAAGUGCAGUGCCCUUGGUAACGCAACUGGAAGGUGCGAAUGUGUCCCUGAAGACUAUUUACACUGGUGGCUCCGUAAUGCAGUGCAACAAGUUUCUCAGGGACUUUCACAUUAAGCAGCUGGAAGGCGCUCUUCCUCUGGUUAAAGAUGAAGAGCAGCGCAUGAAAGUGCAGGAAGCUUUUCUAAGCUUUUGA